UGCCCUUCGCACCCUUUUCUAGCUCACCAGGUUGCGGGCACUUCCAUUCCCUUUUUCUAGCAGGCUGUCCACAUUCCCUCUCAUUACCUCGCUGAAACAAGUUCUGAUCGAUCCGAAUGGUUCGUUCUAUGGCUGCUUUUCUCUCCAUCGCGGCAUAUUAUCUGCUGCUGUCUGGUGCUGCCCCUAUACUCCGGCGUGAGGUGCCUCAGGAGCACUCCCACGAAUUCAUCCUCACAUCGGUCCAGACAAGCCUCCAAAGCAACAACCCUGAUGGGAUUGUUGAUUCCGUCUUCGGUCUUCUGGGCGAUGCUGCAGCCGCGGGUGGCGCGGGAAAGAUCACGAACCUUGAUUGUUUACAGCAGGCCACCGCAGACCAGGCCUUCACUAACGCUAAGGCGGCAGGAGACGUUGAGAGCAUGACUAACGCACUUCUCUACCGCGCACUCGAGCGCAACACUGGCGCGGUCGGCCUCGCGAGCGUUCUCUGCAACCAGACCGCAACGAACCCUGAGAUUGCCGCGAUCAGUCAGCAUCAAGAUCCUGCAUCGACAAACGCUGCAGCCACAAACAAGGCCAUUGUCCUCGAGCUUGCAAAGCAGAUUGCGUCGAUCGGCGGGAAUCCACAGGACGCACUUAACUCGGGUACCUUUGCACCCGGAAACCCCGACGAUACCACCGGCAGUGGCAAUAGCUGUGAUGACGCGAACGAUGCCAGAGGAUGUAUAUUCACCCAGAACCUGCUUGUAGAUGAUGCUACUGCAGACGAGAUCAACGCAGCGGUCGCGGGUAUCUCGGCUUCAGGAUCGAGCAGCGCUGCUUCCGCCUCUGGCACCGACACAGCAGCGACUAGCACAGCUAUUGCCGCCGCCACGACCGCUGCCGCCGCAACGGCUGCCAACGCUGCUGCUGCUUGCGCUACCGCUACCGUGACUGUGACUAGCGUGGCGACCAGUGCGGCGACUCCCUCGGCAAGCGGCAACCUCCAGACCUUCACUGGUGCCCUCGGCGGCAUCGCUGCGCCCGCGGUCACGGCGAGUGGUUCCAGCUUUGUGGUCACGGACAACGACAGCUUCGUUGACCUCCCGACUGCCCUCGGUCGCUCGUGCGAUGUGCAACACAACCUGUGCGCGGAUUCGGCGAACAGCGGCGGAGGCUUCAGUGUUGGCUCAUGCGACACCCAGAACACCGCCUGCAACGCCGCUAUCUCGACAUAAGCUCCCAUGGUCCGCCUGUUCGUAACUUAUGUCUUCAGUCGGAGACUCGUUUUCGGCGUCGUUCUCUGGGAGGAUGGCCUGCUCUUCAUUUUGUUUUCUUUGUUUCUUUAUGGGCCUGGGCCCUCUUGGCUUUGUUUGCGAGAUGUAUUUCCCCCUACUACUCCUCAU
Phanerochaete carnosa HHB-10118-sp is the source of this 1382-nucleotide messenger RNA. RefSeq lists its product as uncharacterized. NCBI's taxonomy places the organism in Eukaryota, Fungi, Basidiomycota, Agaricomycetes, Polyporales, Phanerochaetaceae. The transcript is spliced from 6 exons. The record is from RefSeq and is a predicted model, not a curated record. The coding region runs from base 129 to 1214 and encodes 361 amino acids.